This is a messenger RNA of Bombus impatiens (common eastern bumble bee), 1687 nucleotides long. Its product is annotated as bcl-2-related ovarian killer protein. The coding region runs from base 691 to 1641 and encodes 316 amino acids. The transcript is spliced from 5 exons. Gene Ontology annotation, biological process: extrinsic apoptotic signaling pathway in absence of ligand; regulation of apoptotic process; intrinsic apoptotic signaling pathway in response to DNA damage. Gene Ontology annotation, cellular component: mitochondrial outer membrane. NCBI's taxonomy places the organism in Eukaryota, Metazoa, Arthropoda, Insecta, Hymenoptera, Apidae. Gene Ontology annotation, molecular function: protein homodimerization activity; protein heterodimerization activity. The record is from RefSeq and is a predicted model, not a curated record.
CUUAUCAUAAUUAACGAUUCUCGCGAUAAAUAAUUGGCAAUUAAUUAUGACUAUGUCAUAUGAAAUAAUUAAAGAAACUGUAAAAACGAUGUUAAAUUAAUCUUUUUUCUGUUCUGCUAUCCUUCAAGUGUGUUUCUAUGACCUAACUAAUUGCUAUCUUAAGCAACUCAAUGCUUCAAUUAACCAGUUAAUUCAAUUUAGCUUUCGCCUAAUUAAACACCCUAUUUCACCAUCUCUAACGAGAAUGAUCGGCUAAUUAAAAGGAUUUAAUCUCAAUUGGGUGACUAGAAUGUACAGUUUUUACAAUCAAUUUACUUAAGUACAAAUUAAUAAAUAUCCGCAGUCUAGUCAUUAGACACUUCGCCAUUGUUUAUUUUACGUUAUUCAUUCACCUUGACCAUUCCAAACAAUAACUUACGAGUUCGAUGGUUUUCAAAAAAAGCUAAGGGAUCCGUCAUAUAAAAAUACAAAACUGGCUUAAUUAGCGGAUACCAUCGCGACACGGAAAUAAGCCUUGGAAAUUGAUAAAACAAACGAUUUAACAAGCCGACGCGCAUUCCCCUCCAACGAUAAUCAACCGGUCAGCUACACCGUUGAUAAGCGAUAAUUCAAAAACAUAUUACGCAUAUAAUGUGUAUGUGGAACGUGUUAGAUGACAGUGAGUAAUGAGGCAGUCGAGCGUUAAUUACAAUGAGACCAGACUUUCAAUUGCGGGUCCAGGAGGAGGAGGAGGUCCUGCCAAUGCCUGAAAAGCCUGAAUGGCAGGAACUCUCCACGGAGGAUUCUUCAAUGUCUGGGCUCGUCGGAUCUUUACGUGGCUUGGAGGAUAAUAGUGGGAACACAGGGCAACCGUAUCGUAGGCACAGCCUCGCUUUAUCUCUCCACUCGAAUUUAGGCGCUUUUCCGCUUCCUAACAACCAAGAAGCUUCGCCUUUUCACGUCGUCGAUUCAGCACGAAGAAGAUUCAGUAAUGUCAGCGACGUUGUUUCCAGAAAGAUUUCUCAUACGAUUCGAUGGAGAACGGUUUCAGCUUCGAUCGAGCUCACAGUAUCACAGGGAUCGUCGUUAUGUGCUCAAUACAUCCGAAAUCGUUUAAAACGAUCUGGAAUUUUUCACCGAAAGCUGGGUCUGAAAAGAAUGAGAAGCGCCAUGUUGCUUCCUGGAGGUGCAGUCGUUGGCGAAGUUUAUCCAGAAUUAGUAUCAGUUGGAGCUGAACUGGAAAAGAUGCAUCCAAAUUUGUUCAAUCGUGUUGCACGACAAAUCGGUUGUGGUAGUUUCUCAUCAGAACAGUCUGCCAGCGAGGCCAUUGCCGAUAUCUCCAGGGAAAUGAUCAGGAAUGGAGAAAUGACUUGGAGCAAAGUGAUAGCCCUUUACGCGGUUGCUGGUGGUAUUGCCGUAGAUUGCGUACGUCAGGGUAAACCUGAGUAUUUACCUGCUAUACAGAGAGGUAUGACGGAUGUAUUAGAAGAAGACCUUGCAGCAUGGAUUCAAGCUAACGGUGGAUGGUCCGCUUUAGCAACACGAUACAGACCUGUUACAAAAGAAACAACGUGGUAUUCACGGAAACUUAUAUUUUUAUUUUUAUUCACCGUCUUGCUCAUUUUUAUGAUCUCUAUAUUUUUAAAAUUUGUAGUUUUAUAAUACAUAUAAUUAUGUAAUAUAAUUACAUAAAAAAGUGACUUAUACU